GGAUUGAGCCGCAGCUCUACCUUCGGCCAAGUCUGCAGUUUCAGUCGCGCGUCGUCGCUUCAAGCGUGAGGUUGAAUUCCCCAGUCAGUCUUCAAAAGAGAUUUUUGUGGCCAACGAGCAUCGAGCUAAAAGCGACUGGCGACAACAUGGAGACCUAUUUGACGGAGAUCAAACAGUUGCGCAUACCACGCCCGAAAUUCGAGCCGAACAGUUGCCAUCAGCAGCACCACCAUGCGGUGGUGGCCACCACCGCUACCACGCCCAUCCAGCCGCCCCCGCCCCUGCACCACCGUCAGUGGCGGCACUUUGUGCGACCCUUUACACCGCCGCGCGAUUACCAUCUGCCCAUGAUGGCCGAGGGCUCCAUGCACGACAAGAUUUAAGGAGGACUUAACCAACCAUAAACCCCAUAUACUACACAUAGAAUAGAUCUUAAGUUUAGUGUUAGAUUAGUUAACUUACUAUAGAUACAGAUACAGUUACAAAUACAAAGAAUAAAGAGUAAA
Messenger RNA from Drosophila ficusphila, 506 nucleotides. RefSeq lists its product as uncharacterized. The record is from RefSeq and is a predicted model, not a curated record. Lineage: Eukaryota; Metazoa; Arthropoda; Insecta; Diptera; Drosophilidae. The coding region runs from base 147 to 383 and encodes 78 amino acids. The transcript is spliced from 2 exons.